This is a messenger RNA of Tremella mesenterica DSM 1558, 636 nucleotides long. RefSeq lists its product as uncharacterized. The transcript is spliced from 6 exons. The coding region runs from base 1 to 636 and encodes 211 amino acids. The record is from RefSeq and is a predicted model, not a curated record. Lineage: Eukaryota; Fungi; Basidiomycota; Tremellomycetes; Tremellales; Tremellaceae.
AUGUCGAGAGGGGGUACCCUCUGGUUGAUCAACGCUGUCGUUGGUUUGACCCCUUUCCUUUCCCGAACAGAGGAAUCAUCUCAUGGCUACUUUGGACGAUAUCUUGGCUUCGAUUUGGUCUCUGCCAGUCAAUAUUAUUGUCAGAUUCUAGGUGAUACUUUCUUCGCUCAGAUGAUAUGGGAUAGAGAAACUACCUCUGCCAUACGUGAAUUGAAUUAUGAGAUUCUAUCUCUGCAAUCAAUUCGACCGUAUUCUCUUCUCAAGGAUUUUCAUAGGUUGGAACGUUGGUUAUGGAGGAAAUAUCAGGUUUUACGUUGUGAAGAUCAAGUGAAAUUAGAUAGGUUGAUGGAGAAGAAUGAAGCUCUAACAUUAUCUCUGACAAGAGAAAGACAACGUAUCAAAGACCUUUGUUCAGAAUUCGAAUCUUUCUUAUCCGAUCAAGAUAGAUUACGACAAGCUUUAGUUAAACUAUCGAAACAUUUGACCGAAAACAUUAAACCCAAUCCUCAUAAUACCAAACUUCCUUCUUCUUCUUCUGCUUCUUCUUCUUCUUCUUCUCCUUCUUCCAACCAUGUCCCAAUCUCAAAUUCAAAUUCAAUUGAGAGUCUCUCACCGGUCAAAAAUCCCCAAUUCUGA